CCUCAGGAUAUUUUUAGCGCUGAUGAUGUGCCCUGUCAAAUCGCGUAACGGAAACAACCUCAGAGCUGCAGGACCAGAAGCUGCCGCGCAGAGAAACCCGCUCGGCCCCGUUGGAUCUUGCAGGAGAGAAACCUGCCGCAGGAGGAGAAGAUGAGAUUUGGAAUUCAGUUGGUGUUUUGCGUCUCGGCGCUUCUUACCGGCGCGUCGCAGACAAGAGGUCAGAGCCGUGAUCUUCCUCCUGUCUUCAGCCCUCCCAGCCUCCUGAGUCACACUGGAGCUUCAGCGUCUCCUGACCUGGCAGAGGAUCCUGGAAAUGAGGCCCCAAAGCCGACACACAAUCCUGUAGGCAGCGAUGAAACCUCAUAUGAAACCUCAGCCAUCACCCAGACAGAGGGCUCAGUCCGUCCAGAGACUGUGACAAAUGCAAUGCUUAAAACCCACAUGUUCACCUCGACCCCUGCAGCUCCGACAUCUCAACACACAGCCGAACCCUUUGUGCCGACUCCUCGCCUCACUACUGCUUCUCCUUCAGCUGCUGCAGACAUCCUUUCAUCCACGCCGACGGCACUGAGCACCGCCUCUCUGCAGGACACCUCGACCGCAGAGGGCAGGACACCCCUGACCAGCGAGUCCGUCACCACCUUCUCAUCUCCGCCAGCCCACAUGGGGAAGGAUGCGAGCUCCACGGCUCCCACCUCCAUCACACAGCCUCCGUCUGAGUCCCUGACCGCAGUUAACCCUCAGACCUCAGCUCCUGGUCGAGGUCCUGCUGGGCCAACGCACCAGGAGAUCCCAUCUGAGCUGAAUGUGGGAGAUGAAGGCCUCAAGAGGCCUCACUAUCGCUCAAGCUCCCCUCUGGACCCCCUGCUGGCUGGUCUGCUGUCGGUGUUUAUCGUCACCACCGCUGUCGUCUUCGUCGCCCUCUUCCUCAAGUUUCGCCAGCGGACAAACCACCCGGAGUUCCAUAGACUGCAGGAUCUACCGAUGGAUGAUCUGAUGGAGGACACACCACUCUCCAGGUACUCCUACUGAUGGAAGCUCCUAUCCUCUGCAUCCCUUCCAGCACUCAGAACAGAAGCAAACCGAACACCAAAUGAAGACCAUUUUGGAUGUAAGCAGAACCUUCGCCUUGAAGCAGCUGCUUCUCUUCUGAUGGGUUUCCUCUUGUCACUGAGUGUUUAGGAUCUUGAUCUUGCUUCUUGAAAUGGGAAUCUUUCAAAUGGGAGGUUUCAGAGUCACUUCAACUUUCUUCCACAUUCCCUUUAAAAUUCUGGAGACCUUCAGUCUGGUGGGAACUUUUCUUUCUUUCCUGAGGCCGAUUAAUUGCACCUCUGCACUCCUGACUGACUCCUCAAGUACGCACAGCACUUUAAUGUGGCACAAAUGGUCACACCGCCCCCUAGGGGACAUCUAAGGUAAUGUGGAUCAAGGUUGCAUGAAGUCCUCCAUAGCAUUAUUACUGUUACGAUAAAUGUUAAGACAACCUCAGGGUAUCGAGCAAGAAAUUAGACAUUUGGAGACAUAGAAUGAAUAAGGAUAUGAAGUGCUUUGAGACACAUGAGCAAGUUGCCCAAAUGUCUGUUCCUGGACCCACAUAUCGCCUCUGAAUUGACAUAAAAGUAACAAAGUGCUAAAAAACAGCCCACAAUAGCACUCAUAACUGCAUUAUACGCCACAGCUGGGGAUGGGUCCAACAUAUUCUAGAUUCUCUCAAGCCAUAUGACAUCUCCAGUCAUUUUAAAGAAACCCUCUCAAGUCAGCAGAACAAUGCCUCCACCAUAGAUGCAAAAAACACAUAUUUUCAGGACGAUUGCGCUCACCCAAGACGUGUAUGUUUAUAUCAGGUUGUUAUGUGAAAAUGGGUUUUCCCAAAAGGAGUCACAUCAGUGAAAGCAAUCAGAAAUACGGAAAUAUCUUUAAAAUAAGUCAGGAUGUAGAGCGACUCCUGACAAUGCCACAAAUCAGCAAAAACGCAGCAAGCUAAAACACCAUCUCUGCAUAAAACACCGAAACUGAAAUUUUUUUGUACAGAAAAAUCAUUAUACAUUAAACAAACAACUCAGUUGCAAGACCAGAGAUCCAUGUCCUCAUUCAUUCUCAAAGGUGUGAGUCUUUAACUCAGUUAUCUUUUACAUUUGGAUUGUUGUGACUGAUGUGAGUCCUCUUGAAAAUGUUUGCAUUAAUACUAGAUUUAAACAUGCACAUGUCUCUUAGUGGCCUUAAUUUUCCUACAUCAUAUAAUGUUGUAUUUCUGUGUAGUUUAUAUGCUUUUCAGGGGGACCCUUUAAAGAGCUUGUAUCAUAGAUUUGGGCUACGUAUUGUAAUAUGUCUAUACGCUGCUGACUUGAAGGAGUGUCUUCAACAGGAUUUUAUCUGUUUUCAGUGUGCGAGACAAAUCUCCAACAUAACUGUGGUCUACGAUGGAAUUAUGAGCAAUAUUCUAGCCUCUAUUUAAGCACUAUGGCAGUUUAUAAUUAAUGUUUGUUGAGAAAUAUCCUUUUGAGCAAAAAAUCAUUGCAGUUGAUAUUAUGUGUGUGGGAACUGGCUGUGGUGUGUGUGUUUCCUUCGCCUCAAAGUUACCAACAUGCCUAAAACAAUUUCGGAAUAUCAAUUACGAUGAGGUGUCCAAAUAUUAACAAAGUGCACUUUCAAACCAAAUUGCCAGGUUGCAUGUGUUGUCUUAAAGCAGAGUUCUUUCAGAAAGUCUACACAUAAAAAUCAAGCCACAUGGCAUUGAAUUGUUCGAAUUUAUUUAACCUAAAUUACUUGUGGAAGUGUUUGCAGCCUUUAACAUGUAGUUAUAUGUGGCUAUGAAGUAUAAGUAGUAAGUCUGAUGCAGGUAAAGAAAUACUGAAUUUAGCUAUUCUGGUUUUGAUAAUUAAUGCUUAUGCCACUAACAGCCACAGAGAGGAGACCUCGCUACACUAAAUAAACACUUCAAUAUGGGCAAAUUGUAAAGAUUAAACACACUAUUGUUUAAAUUGCUGUAAAAUUCAUAUAUAUAAAGAAUGUUUAACAUAAAGACAGUGAGAAAGCUGCAUCGGGGGAGUUUGUUACCCGUGUCUUUAUUAGGUGGAGUAUCAUGCAGAUGUGCUGGAACUAAGCUGUUGUGUCAAAAGUUUGAACCUCGUGUUACUUUGCUGUCAAGUGGCAACGGUGAUGUAUGAUAAUAUGCCUUCGAAUUGUAAGAAUUUAUUGACUUAAAGAUUUCCUGUUUGAUAAUAAAAUAGAAAUCACUAGAGGGUGUGUCUGUUUAAAAACAACAGAAAAUUAAAAUCUGUGGGCGAGCUCUUGA
Amphiprion ocellaris (clown anemonefish) is the source of this 3295-nucleotide messenger RNA. RefSeq names its product mucin-17. Bases 151 to 1032 code for a protein of 293 amino acids. NCBI's taxonomy places the organism in Eukaryota, Metazoa, Chordata, Actinopteri, Pomacentridae. The transcript has 5 exons. The record is from RefSeq and is a predicted model, not a curated record.